Molecule: messenger RNA, 1452 nt
Organism: Pyricularia pennisetigena
Lineage: Eukaryota; Fungi; Ascomycota; Sordariomycetes; Magnaporthales; Pyriculariaceae
Exons: 2
Coding region: 1-1452 (483 amino acids)
Source: RefSeq, a predicted model, not a curated record
AUGCACGCCCCGACCAUGAUUACGCAUCUCGGCCGUGCCCUCACUCUGCUGCUAGCGUCGACUGCAGCCGCGGCAACAACGGCACAAAAACAACCAACCUACCAGCCCCUGCCGCCCUUGCGUGACCAGGCCGCUCUCGUGGACGCCUGGACCGCCGAGCGCCGCGCGCUGAUCCCGGGCCUGCUGGCCAAGCACGGCGUCGACGCCUGGCUGGUGUCGCAGCGCGAGUACGCCGAGGACACGGUGUUUUGGUCCCUCAAGCGCAAGGAGCAGUUUAGCGCCCGCCGGCGGACCCUGGAGCUGUUUCUCUCGUCGUCAUCGUCGUCGUCGUCGUCGACGGGGCAGCAGCAGCAGCAGCAGGAGCAGGGCCCAACUGAGAGGACGUCGUACACUUGGAUCGAAAACAGGCCAGACGUGCUCUUUGCCCAGCUGCGUGAGGUGCUGGAGCGGCACCGGCCGGCCAGGAUCGCCAUCAACGCGGCCGAGGAGGUCGCGUUCGCCUCGGGUCUGCACGCGGGCGAGCUCGAGACCUUCAGGCGGCACCUGAACGGGUCCGGGGAUGGCGGCGACGGCACGGCGUGGACGGACCGCUUCGUCACGGUGCCCAUGCUGGCUGUCGAGUACAUCGCCUCGACGGUCGAGGGCAGGACGGCCUGGUACCGCCGCCUGAUGGAGACGGCCUGGGCUCUCGUCAGCGAGGGGUUCAGCGCCGAGGUCGUCCGGCCCGGCGUCACCACCACGGCCGACCUCGAGUGGUGGUUCCGCGAGAAGACGCAGGCGCUGGGGUACUCGACCUGGUUCCACCCGGACGUCAGCAUCGUCGAAGAGGGGUUCGGCUUCUUGUCCCAAGACAACGGCGAAACGACUAGGGCCAACAAGGAAAAGGUCAUCAACUAUGGAGACUUGCUCCAUGUCGACUUUGGCGUCUCGGCGUUAGGGCUGAACACAGACACGCAGCACUUGGGAUACGUCCUCAGGCCCGGCGAGACGGAGCAUGACGUCCCCGCCAGCCUACGGGAGGGCCUGCGUAAGGCCAACAGGAUGCAAGACAUUGUGAGGCAGAACAUGAAGAUUGGGAGCACCGGAAACGACAUCCUGAAGAGCUCCCUGCAGCGCAUGAAGCAAGAAGGCAUUGCCGGCAAGGUCUACUGUCAUCCUAUCGGGGACUGGGGUCACUCCGCCGGUACUUUAAUAGGAAUGACCAAUUUACAAGACGGCGUCCCGAUCCUCGGCGACCUGCCUCUCCUGAAAAACACAUACUACAGCGUCGAGCUCCUGGCAGAGCACUGGAUCCCCGAACGCAACGCCACGCUCGUCUUUCCGCUCGAGGAAGACGUCUACUGGAACGACGAGACCAAAACUUGGGAUUGGGUCUACGGCAGGCAGGAGCGUUUCCAUCUCAUUGAAACUGCUGCCUCUGGUGGUUCGCUCCCAGGAUUUGGCGAGCUAUAG